Messenger RNA from Acanthopagrus latus (yellowfin seabream), 5035 nucleotides. It is a transcript of the gene cdk17, whose product is annotated as cyclin-dependent kinase 17. Gene Ontology annotation, biological process: protein phosphorylation. The transcript is spliced from 17 exons. Gene Ontology annotation, molecular function: protein kinase activity; ATP binding. Bases 367 to 1950 code for a protein of 527 amino acids. The record is from RefSeq and is a predicted model, not a curated record. Gene Ontology annotation, cellular component: cytoplasm; nucleus. Lineage: Eukaryota; Metazoa; Chordata; Actinopteri; Spariformes; Sparidae.
AGUCCUCCUAAUCUUCACUGAGGUGCUUGACGGCAGCUAGCUCGCACCCCUCCCGUCCGUCUCCCGUGUCGACAGCAGAUCCUCCUCCAGCCUCUUUAAACUGCUUUCGCCGCCACACAAACGACAUUUUGGGGGUUCGGUCUGUAGCUCUCCGUCCUCACACCCCUCGUAUCUCUCUGCGCGUCUCGGAGGAUAUUUCUUCUCUGUCGGAGCGUUUGGAAAGCGAAGCCGAGCACAGACGGAGCUGUGUUUUAGGCUACUUCAGUGGGCGGAUAAAGCGGAGGAGGGCAUCCGGGCCUGGCUGCUCCGGAGAGUCGGCUCCUGAACGACGGAAUUCACCAUUUUCAGGCCGUGCACUGCCCUGCUAUGGAGAAGAUGAAGAGGAUUAAGAAGCGUCUGUCGUUAACACUCCGCUCCAGUCAGACCAUAGACGAGUCGCUGUCUGAACUGGCCGAGCAGAUGACCAUCGAGGAGAGUGGCACCAAGGACAAUGAGCCCUUCAUGAGGAACGGCCGCCCCCCCACCUCCCAUAGCAUGCACUCCUUCCUGCACCAGUACACCGGCUCCUUCAAGAAGCCCCCGCUCCGCAGGCCCCACAGCGUCAUCGGUGGCACCCUGGGCUCCUUCAUGGCAAUGCCACGCAACGGCAGUCGCCUGGAUAUCGUGCAUGAGAACCUGAAGAUGGGCUCAGACGGGGAGAGCGACCAGGCAUCAGGAACGUCUUCAGACGAGGUGCAGUCUCCAACCGGCGUCUGUCUGAGAAACCGUGUCCACCGACGGAUCUCCAUGGAGGACCUCAACAAGCGCUUGUCUCUGCCUGCUGACAUCCGAAUCCCCGACGGUUAUCUGGAGAAGCUGCAGCUGAGCAGCCCGCCCUUCGACCAGCCACUCAGCCGACGCUCCCGCCGAGCCUCGCUGUCGGAGAUUGGUUUUGGGAAGUUGGAAACAUACAUUAAGCUGGACAAACUGGGAGAGGGAACCUACGCCACAGUAUUUAAAGGACGCAGUAAACUGACGGACAACCUGGUGGCGCUGAAGGAGAUCCGGCUGGAGCACGAGGAGGGAGCGCCGUGCACCGCCAUCAGAGAAGUGUCGUUACUGAAGGACCUCAAACACGCCAACAUCGUGACGCUACACGACAUCGUCCACACUGACAAAAGCCUCACGCUCGUCUUCGAAUACCUGGAUAAGGACCUGAAGCAGUACAUGGAUGACUGUGGAAACAUAAUGAGCAUGCACAAUGUGAAGGUUUUCCUGUUCCAGAUUUUACGAGGGCUGUCCUACUGUCAUAAGAGGAAAGUUCUCCACAGGGACCUGAAGCCUCAAAACCUCCUCAUCAACGAGAAAGGGGAACUCAAACUGGCUGAUUUCGGUCUGGCGAGGGCCAAGUCUGUCCCGACUAAAACCUACUCCAACGAGGUGGUGACUCUUUGGUACCGGCCUCCUGAUGUUCUACUGGGAUCCUCUGAGUAUUCAACACAGAUUGACAUGUGGGGUGUUGGUUGCAUAUUCUAUGAGAUGGCUGCGGGUCGGCCGCUGUUCCCCGGCUCCACCGUGGAGGACGAGCUCCACCUCAUCUUCAGGUUACUUGGCACUCCCACAGAGGAGAACUGGCCGGGAAUCUCCUCCAUCGAAGAGUUUAAGUCCUACAACUUUCCCAAAUACAAACCGCAGCCGAUAAUCAACCACGCUCCCAGGCUGGACAGUGAAGGCAUCGAGCUGCUGCUGUCUUUCCUCAAAUACGAAUCUAAGAAGAGGAUUUCAGCUGAAGAGGCCAUGAAACAUUCCUACUUCAGGCAGCUGGGGACGAGUGUUCACACACUGCCUGAGAUUAUAUCAAUAUUCACCUUAAAAGAAGUCCAGCUGCAGAGAGAUCCAGGCUACAGGAACUCCUCGUACCCAGAGUCAGGUAAUGGCAAGAUCAACAGGAGGCAGAGCAUGCUCUUCUAAUGUCUGAUGAAGAGGAAGGGGCGACUUCCCGGCUUCUUCACGAACACGUCCACCAACCUCUCGCAUGAGCCCUCCUCCCCCUCCGGAUUAACCCCACCCCUUACCUGCACACACACACAUAAACACGCACACACAUCCCUCUGAGCGAGUGACUCUGGGUUGAAUCUAUUUGAGAGACUGUGUUUAUUUAUUGGGGGGGGGGCGGGGUGAGGAUGAAUUAUUUGCUGCUAAACUACUACUGUCUGUAUUUAACACACCGUGUGUGUGCAUGUGUGUGUGUGCGUGCGUGUGUGUGUGUAUGUACAUGAUGUGAACUCGAGACGCCAUGCACAGUUGAGCAGUCAGUAAGGUUAAUGUUGUUUUUUUUCUUCUGACUACGAUUCUCCGGCUUCCGUUGAGUUAGAAUUCCACUGAUGUUGAUGUUGACGCUGUGAUCCAAGUUGUUGUUCUUGUUGUCGUGCUUGGAGACCGAACGCUUCAGUUUCUUCAGAUUUUUUUUUUUUGUUUCCUUUUUAUAAAUAUGUAUAUCUCUAUAUAUUUGGAGUUUAUGUUUUGUUUUUCUUCGAGCUUCCGUGACUAAACAUUUCCAGGUUUUUAAAGGACCGGGACGGCUUGAUGGUCCUGGUUGGGGGGAGAAACGGUUUCUCUGGAUUCCUCAUUUUUCCAAAAAACAUUUCAGUCCGACUUUGCUUCUGGAGGCCCUGCUGCCCUCUGGAGGUUUACACUGAGGGUCAGAAAGCAAGGCUGUGAAUGGAUUGCGGUAUCAAUUUUGGCCUGUGGGUUAAAGAAGCACACGCAGAGUCCAAUCAGACUGGGGGAGCGUGAAACCAACUUUUUGGUUCUUUUGUUCUUUUGCCCAUUCUGGCUCAGCACCAGGACCAAAACGCGGGAGGCAGGCAGUUCUGAAGACGAGUGAAAAGCACAGAUGAAAGAGAGGGAUACUGAGGCUGAACAGGAAGUCACGUGACGUCCCACAGGAAGCCAACAAGCCUUCCCUUCAACCCCUCACAAAACUGCCAGGACUUCAAUGCUUUUUGUUUUUCUUCUUUUUUUUAAAGAAUACAUGCAAAGCUACACUUUCUCGACUCUGUGUGCAUUUUGCAGAGCUCACUGCAGUAACUCUUUGUUUUUAACCUGCACCUCAGUGUGUUUUCUUUUUGGAAUCAGGGACCCGAGCCUCAACACGGCCGAGUUUACCCAUCAGUAUUAAGAUGUGUUCUCUGUGUCUGUGACCUUUGACCUCUCCUUAUGAAACAACAGCAUCAUUGUGGUCUGUUUCUCGGAGGAAGGGGCCGGCGGGUGGGAUGGCGCGGAUCGGGAUGGGGCGUUUAAAAGCAAAAUGGUUGUUUUCCGGUUGCCGUCUGACCACUGCGCUCUCCAGCAUUUGUACACAAGGAAAAGAAAGAAAAAAAAAAGAUUUCAAAUUGAAAUUUUAGAAUUAACUGCCCACUGUGUUGUUUGCAACUGACAGUGAUGCUACAGAUGAAGCCAUUUGAGAAAUCUCACUUUUGACUGCAUGUUUACUGAAGAAAGUCACUUAAACACCCUCACCUCAGUGUCCACUGGUGUGCUUUGCAUCCCUGGAUCAGUUUAGCUGCAGUAUUUUUCUUAUUCUCGAGGACCAACAGAGGUGUCGUCCAGAUAUUUCCAGCAGCUGUAUGAUAGCACAAAGUGAUUCAUCAUUUCAAAGUGAUAACUUGGCAUUUUGGGAAAUAUUUGUAUUUGCAUUCUUGCAAGAUUUAGAUGAAAAAAAUUGGGGCGCAUGUUAGCUUAACAGAUCUGCCCACUAACGUCUCUAAAAUUCACACAUCAACACAUUACGUUUGUUUUAAUUUGUACAAAAAACAAAGUGUAUCAACAGUAAGUCGUGGUUCUACAGGAGGUUAUGUGCUUGACUUCUUGCACGUUAAUCUGUAAAAUGUUUUUUUUUUUUUUUUACACUUUGCUUUUUAUACAUAUCAAAUAAAUAAGCUGUAACAUGUUGCUUUGUGAGCUUCAGAGGUUGCUGGUACGAAGGUCUUAUAACCUUUAGACAGAUCAAGGCUUGCUGUGUCCCAUUUUUUAAAAAUGUUUUCUUUGUUAACUUAAGCUAAGCUACAUGUUUAUUUUACAGACAUGAGAACAGUAUCGAUCAUCCCGUCUAUUUCCCAAAAUGCAAAAAUAUUCCUUCUAAAUAUUUGUGGUAAACUGGUACAGAUUUGUGGGGUUUGUGUCGGACUUUCCAAAUCAAAAAGCAAGACCACCAGACUGGCCAUUUUGCUCCAGAAUUCAGCAGUCACACGGGGAGCGAUGCAUGGUGGAGAGGGCAGAGAGAGCACUUUGUACACUCACAGUAGCAUUUAAAAAAGAAAUGAGUACAGUGCAGAGGCCUCUGCACUAAAACAGCAGCAAUGCAUUCAACAUCACAGGUUGAACACUGAAUACCUGCUUUUUGCUCAACACUUACAGGAAAAUUUGACAUUUAUUUUCUGUUGAGAUUCAAAGGAUUUGAGCAUGAAACGUGCUGGAAGCUCUACUAAUGCCUGAUAAAGAUAAAUUUACGGCUGACGGAAAUCAAUGUAAUAAACAUUAACUUUAACAGUUUGCAACUAAAAACAUGAUAAUCCUGUAAACAUACUGUAUUUCUUAUUAUUCCAGUAAUUGAAAACUCUUUUCGACGGAUCAAUAAAUGAGCUCAGUUUGAUGAAUUAAACUGAAUUUGAUGAAAAGCUCAUAGCAGAACAGAUACAGAUGGAAGAUGCUGUUAAAAGUUUACAUUUAAAGUAAUGUCACAUUUAUUGUGUUCACAGGAAAAAACGAGUCAUUAUAUUAAUGGUAGAUAUCCUGUAUUACAUUCUCCCCAGGUAGCUUUAAAAUGAGCGAACCUUCUCCCCCUCACUGUAUUACCAAAAACCUGUAAGUGUUUGGAUGCUUACAAAGUUAUUGUUUUCCAACUUUGUGCACAUGCCAAUGCAGGAUUAUUCCACUGCUAGCUGCAAAUUGUGCUCCUGCUAGUAGCAGCUUUUCUUGACAUGAACAGCAGUGACAUGCAUUAAAGGAGAUUUCUACAACGGCUUAUAAUAUUUAUCAUUGUAAAACUGUAAAA